Molecule: messenger RNA, 1080 nt
Organism: Paramecium tetraurelia
Lineage: Eukaryota; Ciliophora; Oligohymenophorea; Peniculida; Parameciidae
Exons: 5
Molecular function (GO): ATP hydrolysis activity; ATP binding
Source: RefSeq, a predicted model, not a curated record
AUGGGCAAUAUACAUUCGCAAAAGUGGUCUUAUAUAGGAGUUCUAGUACUCUUCUUUCAUAAAUCAAAUAGAACAAAAUUUCUGAAUAGGAGAAACCAAUGGCUAUGGAAAAAUUGUAAGAUGGAGUUCGACUUGCUGAAUAAUGUAACAAAUAAAUUACAUAAAAAUAACAAUAAAUUGUUAAACUUGAUCAUUAACUUUUUAUAGGCUUAAAAAGACCCAUAUUGCCAAUAAAUAAUUGAAACAUCCAUGAUUAGAAAAAUCGAUGUCGGUUUUGAAGAUAUAAUUGGUUUAGAGCACAUCAAAAAUCAACUUGAAGAAACUAUUAUUUUGCCGAAUUUAAGACCAGAUAUAUAUACAGGUAUUAGAGCUCCUCCAAAAGGAAUUCUUUUUUAUGGUCCUCCAGGAAACGGAAAGACUUUGUUAGCCAAAGCCGUAGCAAAUUAAAUUAAAUGUUGUUUUUUCAACAUAAGUGCUUCAACACUAGUGUAAAAGCAUUUAGGUGAAGGAGAAAAGUUAAUGAGAGCUCUAUUUGAUGUGGCCUUUUAAUUAUAGCCUUCUGUAAUUUUUGUGGAUGAAAUUGAUUCAAUACUAUCAAAAAGGUCACAAAAUGAACAUGAGGCAAGCAGAAGAUUAAAAACUGAAUUUCUAAUAUCCUUUGAUGGAAUUCAAUCUUCAGAUUAAGAUAGGGUGUUUUUGAUUGCUGCCACAAAUCGACCUUAAGAUAUAGAUGAUGCAGUUCUAAGAAGAUUUACUGUAAAAAUAUUGAUAGACUAACCAGAAUUAAAAGUUAGGGUAGAAAUGGUUAAAUCUCUCCUUAGUAAAGUAAAGAAUAAUCUGACAGAGUAAUAAUUUCAAUAUGUUGCAGAGAAACUUUAAGGUUAUUCUGCAAGUGAUAUCAAAGCAGUAGUUAAGGAAGCUUGUAUGCGACCAUUGAGGACAGAUCGAACUUUAAUUUUAUCGAUACAUCGUCAGGAUAUUAGGGCAGUUUCAAAAGAAGACUUUGAUUUUGCUUUAGAAUAAGUGAAACCUACUUUAUCAUAAUAAUAAUAUGAAGAAUACGUUAAAAACUUUAAAUGA